CGCGAUGUUCUGUGUGAGGUGAGUUCUCUUUACUCGUCUAAAAAGACAAAGACUUGACAGUGCUAGAAUUUUUUUAAGGCCUUUAUGGAAACUCUCAGUAUCCGUAUAAAUAUGAAAUUAAUAACUCACAGUGUCUCCGAGUUCUGAGUGCGAGCCCUCACAACGCAUGUGUUAUUAAAAAUUGUGGAUUGUGUUAUCGCACCUAUGAGCCAUUUAUAUAUCCGUAUAUAUAAUUCAUUUGUGCCAAUACGGUGUAAUUUAUCAUAUCUGCAUUCUCGUGUUUUAAUAAUUUAAAAAGUAAUCUGUGAUUUUAUUUUCCGUACUAGGAACCAGUGGUGUGCAAUUUUUUCAAUGUUGCCAACGUUGUUAUUCCAUCAACUAAUAUUUAUAAACUUAUUUAAACAAUUUGACCAAAUUAAAGGUUUUUUAUGGGUCUCUGUUUCAGCUGCAGCAGGUCUAGGGAUAAAUUUAAAGCUAAAAGCACUAAGAUAUGCCAGAUACACUCGGCCGUAUCGCCAGUCUACUUACCUCACGAGACACCUUGUUCCAGCCACGUGAACAGACUGAGCGCCCCCUAUGUAGAGGAUAGGAUGGCCACAUCCUUUUCAAAUAUGAAUCUCACAAACCCUAUCAAAGGGCUUGUCAGUAAAAGAAGAUACAGGUACAAGAAGGAUGGGUUCAAUUUAGAUCUAACUUAUAUCACGGACAACAUCAUCGCCAUGGGCUACCCAGCGUCCAACAUCGAGGGCGUCUACCGCAACCACAUCGACGACGUGGUGAAGUUCCUCGACAAGAAGCACCUGGACCACUACUACAUCUACAACCUGUGCUCGGAACGCAGCUACGACAAAUCCAAGUUCCACAACAGGGUGAAGGUGUUCCCCUUCGACGACCACAACCCGCCCAAGAUCGACUCCAUCCAGCCGUUCUGCAACGACGUGAAGGAGUGGCUGUCGAAGGACGAGCGCAACGUGGCCGCCGUCCACUGCAAGGCGGGCAAGGGCCGUACCGGCACCAUGAUCUGCUGCUACCUGCUGCACAGCGGGAUGUUCCCCAGCGCGGACGAGGCCCUGUGCCACUACGGCAAGACGAGGACGCAGGACAAGAAGGGCGUGACGAUACCCAGCCAGGUGCGGUACGUGCGGUACUACGAGAAGUUGGUGCGCGGCAACCUGAACUACACGCCCGUCUCCAUGUACAUAAAGGAGUUCAUCUUUAACCCGGUGCCGAACUUCGUGGGUGGGCAGGGGUGUCUCAGCUUUACGAUAUCGCACCAGACCUUGCAGCAGGAGGGCGAGAAGCUGACGCAGAAGUGCAAGAAGCUGCGGAAGAACGACGCGUUCGAGGUGAAGAAGGCCGACUCGCCGUUCUCCAUCAAGCUGGACUACUGCCUGCCGUUGACGGGCGACAUCAAAGUGGAGUUCUAUAACAAGUCGAUGAUGCGGAAAGAGAAACUGUUUCAGUUCUGGUUCAAUACGUUUUUCAUAACGGACGUUGUGGACGUUAACGGGUACGUGGACAGGAACGGUAGUGGCGAGGACUGCUGUUACGUGCUGUCGUUCGACAAGAACGAGUUGGAUAUCGUUAAUAAGAAGGACAAGCAGAAUAAAGUAUUUAGUGCCGACUUUAAGUUAACGAUGCUCCUCCAGAGAAUACCGAGGGACGACUGCUGCCCGUCGACGUACGAGCGGCCGUCGCAGGUGCAGGACACGCCUAGCGAGAGCUCCGCCGACUCCUCGGACGACUACACGAACGAGGAGGACGACUGGGACAGUGUCCUGGACGGCGAACACUUGGAUCCACGCGGCGUUGGGUAUAGAAUCUUGUCGGAAUGCGAGCUAGCCUCCCAGUUGACAUCGUCUAGUAGCGAACAGCAACCCGAGUUACUGAUUGUGUGAUUUAGAGAGUGGACGAGUUACUGGGGACGGGGGUCGGUUGCGAAGCGACGUUUUCGUCAAUUUGAAAGAUGAAUUACGCAGGCGGGGGUUAAUUAUUAGGAAUAAAUUUUGGAAUCGUCAUGAAUACGUGAUUUCGUGAAUAAAUUGCAAGUUCGACGAUAAAUUAAUGCGGAAUUCAGCUUUUAAAGUGCAAAACGUUCGAUUCUGGCACCGACUUACCUCGAAAUGCGAACUGUUGCCGUAUUAGUAUGAUUUGAAGUUAUUACGACAAGCAAAGGCAUAGACACGAUAUGUAUCGCUUAAUCUGCUGCCUAUAGCAAAACGAUGGGAAAUUUAUUGGUCAUAUUAUAAUUUGACGGUUUGGCGUACACUUGCGUCAGAGGCGGAUUGGCUAUGCGGGAACUCGGGAGGUUUCCCGAUGGGCCGCGGUCAUUUUGAGCCGGUCCGCGCUGUAGAAGGAUGUAAAAUAUUUUUCUUUCAAAAAACGGGCCGCUUGAUGAAUGUUUCCCGGGCCUGUUUAUCUAGCCAGUCCGCCUCUGACUUGCGUAAAAAUUAAUAAAAACGAACCCGAAUUUCCAAGUUGAUUUUUCUCCCGAAUGUCCAAUCGUAUUUCUCCUAUUUUUUUGAAACACCCUGUAUAGUGCGCCUGUAAAAAUAGCAAUGAAUGAAUCUUUUCUGAACAUUUUUAAAUCACGUCAUUGUCUCUGUUAUUAAUUGAGAUACACUGUGAAAGCGAUUUUUUGUUAAAAUUUGAAAUUAAAAAAAUCUUCAAAAUAAAAUUCGCGUACAUUGAAUUGGGGCCCGUUUUUAGUGGCACGUUAAUUUCGUUGCCAAAUAUAUUGAAAUUGUAACAUUCGAACUUUUCGAUGUUUCAAAUAUGACAAUUUUUAUAAAUCGUUCCAGAAACCAUCGUUUUGCUACUUGCAGCACCGAUAUAUACUUAAUAGUGCUUCAAAACCAGAAACAUAAACCGUUUGGUCCGUUCAUCGUUAAAAUUUUCGUCUCGUACAAAUUCGAUCAAAAUUAAACGAAUUAUUCUGCAGUUUUAGUAGCGAUACAUGCUGUUGCAGUUAGGAUUACUGUUAAGUAUAUAUCUAUCCCUUUUGCACAAGAAACGAAGCGAAAUCCGAAUCGAACCCUGUCUAUGUCUUGCCACCUUCCCAACUGACGUCACCUUAUCUGAUAGUGAUAAAAAAAUGCCUACGAACAAUAUUUUUUAUACAUAAAAGUAGUAUUUUCUCCCCAGCUACAAACGACUCCUUCAGCAGAAUAAACAGUACAAAAACUUUUGCCGAGGCCGAAAUACUGACCCGACGGUAUAUUAAAGACCCUCCCGUGCACACUUUCGGCCAAGUUUUAUCCGUUGACGAGAACGUUAUCUACCUCAUGUAAAAAAUUUCGUAGAGCGAUCAGGCUUUUUCUUUCUCGAUUAGACCGGUCUUUGAUAUACUGCGUCUUCACUAUUAAAAAUUGUACCAUGAGCAUCUUGUAGAGUGAUGUAUUUUCCGUUAAGAUUAAUAAAGGUUUACUUGAA
Messenger RNA from Anoplophora glabripennis (Asian longhorned beetle), 3432 nucleotides. RefSeq names its product phosphatidylinositol 3,4,5-trisphosphate 3-phosphatase and dual-specificity protein phosphatase PTEN (gene Pten). The coding region runs from base 429 to 1898 and encodes 489 amino acids. The transcript has 5 exons. Gene Ontology annotation, biological process: negative regulation of cell population proliferation; phosphatidylinositol 3-kinase/protein kinase B signal transduction; regulation of phosphatidylinositol 3-kinase/protein kinase B signal transduction. Lineage: Eukaryota; Metazoa; Arthropoda; Insecta; Coleoptera; Cerambycidae. The record is from RefSeq and is a predicted model, not a curated record. Gene Ontology annotation, molecular function: phosphatidylinositol-3,4,5-trisphosphate 3-phosphatase activity; protein tyrosine phosphatase activity. Gene Ontology annotation, cellular component: cell projection; plasma membrane; cytosol.